Zophobas morio is the source of this 2741-nucleotide messenger RNA. Its product is annotated as GAS2-like protein pickled eggs. The coding region runs from base 276 to 2333 and encodes 685 amino acids. The record is from RefSeq and is a predicted model, not a curated record. Gene Ontology annotation, cellular component: stress fiber; microtubule plus-end; cytoplasm. The transcript has 7 exons. Gene Ontology annotation, biological process: regulation of microtubule polymerization or depolymerization; protein localization to microtubule plus-end; microtubule bundle formation. NCBI's taxonomy places the organism in Eukaryota, Metazoa, Arthropoda, Insecta, Coleoptera, Tenebrionidae. Gene Ontology annotation, molecular function: microtubule binding; cytoskeletal adaptor activity; actin filament binding.
AAUGCCACAAACAAUCGCCCGACGUCCCGUUUGUUUUAACAAGUGAGUUUCCACCGCGAGUCCUCGCUCUUCUGCUCCGCCGCCGUGGUGGUGGCAGCACUAUUUCACAUUGUCAAUGGGAGGUUAGAUUCAGUUGCCUUAGAAACGCUGGUGGGUUCCGUUGCGAAAUGCUGCCUGCACGAGCGCUGCGUACGUACCCCGAGUCCGGCUCGAGCGCCUGAACGCCGCCCCCGAGCUCCGCCGAAAACAGUGCAGGACCCCACUCGCGAUUCGCCAUGAGUACGGUCCUGUUAGAAGCGCGGCCCUUCCGGCCCUUCAAGUCCGGGGAGGAGUACCUGGUGGCCAUGAAAGAGGACUUGGCCGAGUGGCUCCAGACCAUGUACCCGCACCUGGGCAUCAACGUGGACAACUUCAUGGAGAAGCUGGAGACCGGAGUCACCCUGUGCGAGCACGCUAAUGCGGUGAAGCUGCAGGCUUCCGAGUACAUCGAGAAGAAGCAGUCGAAGAAGAUCAUGACGAAGUCGGUGACGGGAAACCUGGCGCAAGCGAUGAAUCUGGUCAAUAUUCCGGAAGUGAAGUACUUUGCCACUGCUAAGCCGCAGACGUUCUUCGCGAGGGAUAACGUUUGUAACUUUAUCCAGUGGUGCCGGAACUCCUUGCAGAUUAUAGAGUGUCUGUUGUUCGAGUCGGACGAUUUGAUCAUGAGGAAGAACGAGAAGCAUGUUAUUUUGUGUCUGCUGGAGGUGGGGAGGAGGGCUGCCAAAUUCGGCAUGCUCGCCCCCAUGCUCGUCCAGAUGGAGCGCCAAAUCGACCGCGAGAUCGCCGCCGACCAGAAGAAGCUCGGCUUCAACGAGGGCCUCCAGGACCACAGCAGCCUCGACGACGACGACAGCGACAUGGAGGACGAGGAGCCCGUGCUCAUGUACGGCCCCGUCCCCCAAAUCGUGACCAACGACCUCAAGAGCCUAGACGAGAUGGUUCGCGACUUGGUGGCCCAAUGCACCUGCCCCACCCAGUUCCCCAUGAUCCGCGUCUCCGAGGGCAAAUACCGCAUCGGCGACACCAAAGUGUUGAUUUUCGUCAGGAUCCUGCGCAACCACGUCAUGGUACGCGUGGGCGGAGGCUGGGACACUCUCUCCCACUACCUGGACAAGCACGACCCUUGCCGCUGCCGCUCGCAACACCGGACCACCCAGGGCGCGCGCUUGGUAAACAAACCGGGAGCCGCCGACCUGCACGGGUCCCACGUGUACUACGACAGAUCGGCGAUGGGUGGCGUGACUGGGUGCCACACGACCAGCAACCCGUCGUCGCUGGGUCCACCCAUGAACGCGCUCAACCGCUCCAGAUCGCGCUCGCCGUCGCACUUGAGCGACCGGCGGUCGCUGAGUCCCAACGUCCCGCGGAAGUCGCUAGCCCCGCCUUCGCGCUCCAGAAGCCCCACCCCUAACUUCACGUCCACGCACCAGACGCGCCUGGCCACUGGUAAGGCAAAGAACUCCCCCACCACUUCACCCGUCCACCAAGCCAAAUACGCCAACGGGAAGAGCCACACCCAGCACAUCACCUCCAUACAAAUCCCAAUCGAUAAUAAUAAUAGAAAUUUGAAAUCGGAAGCGUCGUUGCAAGUGAAUGAAGACCAAAGCGACACAACUUCGGAAGUUUCAGAUGAGGGUUAUCGGAGCUUGGGGGCCAUCCAAGACAAGUCGAAGCAGAGGAUGUCGCUGCACAGUCAGGACUCGGUGGAGGAUGCUGAAGACAAUGAGCAUCACCUGGACGGUCCUGACGACACCAACGACGUUGGUCUGCGCAAAACCCAAUUCUCGCAACGCAUCUACGAAGACGGCAAACCCAAGCCCAAAGAAGCCCCCAAGAAGGAGACGUCUCCUCCCGUCACGCGGGAGAAAAGCCCUUUGCCGAAGGCCUCGCCCAAGAAAAGCGACAGGUUUGGGACCUGGAGCGGGCGGCAGAAGCAAGCCCGCCCUUCGCUCAACCUGGAGACCUUCAGCCCUCCGCUGUCACGGAACGCUCACACCCGCAGAAGCAUCACGCCCUCCCCCCACGAAAGACGCUACUCCUCGGCUAGCAGCUCCCCCACGAAGGGCAACCUGAAGCAAGAACUCAUCAACACGGUGUACCAAACCGACGACGAAACCGUCAUCGUGGAGAAAGUCCAGAAGCUCCUGAAGGAGUACGGGAGUUGGACGAACCUGGACGUGGACGACGGGAACAGGAAGUUCGUGCGAGGGGGGGACCGCAUGUCGUACCGAAGCCCUAGGAAAGACUCAAGACCUGAUAACAACCUGUCGAGGAUUCCCGCACCAGUCCUGUAGCCGAUUUUUUACGAUUUUGUACCUAGGCAGGGUAUUUUUUAAAGGGUUAGAAUAGAGUCCGCCUUCCCCUGGUUUAUUCACGUUGUUAUAUUUUGGUGCUACGACUAAUUCAACUUCUGGAGAUGUGAUUUUUUCAAAUUUUUAUAACGUUAUUGUUACGUUUACGAUAAUUUAGGAGAUGAGGAAGUGCUCAAUUUUUAAAAAUGUUGAUGGAGGCGCAGAAAGUCGCGGUUGGAAGAUGACGUAUAUAGAGUGUAGAGAUGUGUAUAACACUAAUAAUACUCUUAGUGCAUGAUUUAACAACUUAAAGUACAGCUAAUUUUAUGUUAAUCAUUUUGUAUAGACGAACUACUUUCUUAUUUAAUUUUAUUUUUAUUUAAUUUUUUUUAAUAAACUAAUUUUUUUAUU